Messenger RNA from Punica granatum (pomegranate), 1238 nucleotides. NCBI's taxonomy places the organism in Eukaryota, Viridiplantae, Streptophyta, Magnoliopsida, Myrtales, Lythraceae. The record is from RefSeq and is a predicted model, not a curated record.
GUCAAAAGUUCCUCUGCCUCCCAAUCCCAACCCCGCUCUCCCCCACACUACAAAUUCCCCACCUUGCUCUCUCCCUCCCUCCCACACUCAACCCUUCUUCCCUCCAUGCCCGUCAACCUCACGGCUUCCCCUGCAAAACCCAACAAGACUCCCUCAAUUGCCCUCCAUAAUUGAGAGCUAUGGGAACAAUUGUGUUCCAAAGUACAACAAAGCCCUCUGUUGAUCCCCAGUUCUUCAUGGAGCCACAGCCGCUUACUCUGAGGCUCCGACUGGCUCCACCAGCACCACUCUGCCAACCCUUUGAUCAGUCCCCCAUGAAACCGACAUCAGAAUCUGCAGAGCUCAGCCAAAGAAUCAAACCCCCAGAAACGGAUGUUUGGGACUUCUUGGAUGUUCCUCGGGAGCCCCUCUACACCGACAGCCCGAUACCAUCAAGACUCUCUUCGUGCCCUUCUUCUCCUUCAUCCUCUUCUUGCAGCUUCUCGUCAGUGCUGAGUGCGAAAAGCUUGGAGCUUUGCACCGAAAAACUCGGGAACGAGACAGGCUGCACGGAGAUCACGGAGGCCAAUCUCUUCUCUCCUGUUCCUUCUCCAGAGGGUGCUGCCGAUCGAUGGGGGAACUCAAUAAAACGCGUCACUGCAAACAAGAGAGCCGGCCCGAGGAGCUUCCCGCCUCCACUGACGACAAUAAGGGGGAGGGAAUCUGUUCAGCUCUUGCCCCACCGCGAAGACGGGCGGCUGGUAAUCGAAGCCAUCAAGGACCCUGUGGCUUACAGCAGACUCCAGGCCGAGAGAAGCCACGGCCGGCUUCGGCUCUGCUUUUUGAAGGAGCCGGCUCUGGCUUAUGAUCCCGAGCCUAUCGACUGCCAAGAAAUGGCCCAAGACGAACAGAUUGAAGGAGAAUAUCUGUGCAGGGAAGAAGAAGAAGAAGAAGAAGAAGAAGAAGAAGUGCAGAUAGAAGAACAAGAAGAACAUGUUGAUUGCUUGGGAAGGGACGUGGAUCAGAAAACUGAAAAGUUUGGGGCUAAAAUAGGGAGUGUGGAAAUGUUUGCAAGGCCGGAGAGGAGGUGUACGGAAGGUGGUGAGGUUGAGGGCAAGAAGAGACUGUUGUAUUGGGGGCCUUUCUUGGUUGCUGCAUCUUGAAUUUUGACCCAUUUUUUGGCCAAAAUUUUACAAUUCCUCUUCGCCAACUUUUCAAUGAGAAAUCCUUCUGUGAUUAUAUAUUAAGUUCCAUUUUUA